Molecule: messenger RNA, 432 nt
Organism: Auanema sp. JU1783
Lineage: Eukaryota; Metazoa; Nematoda; Chromadorea; Rhabditida; Rhabditidae
Source: the annotation of a GenBank genome assembly
AUGUCAGCAUCAACCAUGGAAGCUACCCAAGCAAAGGUUAAACACGCUGUUGAUGAAAUGAUUGAUGAUUUAGAUAAAAAAUAUCUCAGAGAUAUGCAAAAGAAAAUGUUCCUUUGCUCUGCUAGCUGUGUUGACAACAGAAAAAGCACUAGAGAAGCAGUUGAAAACUGUGUUGAGAACUGUAAUACUGGCAUGAUGACUGCUCAACGCAAAUUAGAGACUGAAUUGGCCACCCUUCAGGAUCAACUUUCACGAUGUGCCAUGACUUGUUAUGACAAGUUAGUUCAGCAGUUCGGGCCCGAUAGCAGCAAGUAUACAGAAUCUCAGACGGCAGCUUUCCAUGACCAACUUGACAAAUGUGUCGCAACUUGCGCCGAUGACCAUAUCAAGCUUAUCCCAAAAAUAAAAGAUAGAUUUGCUCGUGGUCUUUAA